Messenger RNA from Coturnix japonica (Japanese quail), 2524 nucleotides. It is a transcript of the gene URI1, whose product is annotated as URI1 prefoldin like chaperone. Gene Ontology annotation, biological process: negative regulation of transcription by RNA polymerase II; negative regulation of phosphatase activity. Gene Ontology annotation, molecular function: chromatin binding; transcription corepressor activity; phosphatase inhibitor activity. Lineage: Eukaryota; Metazoa; Chordata; Aves; Galliformes; Phasianidae. The record is from RefSeq and is a predicted model, not a curated record.
UACCCAGAGUGCAGCAGGCAGGAGGCGGGCGGCCGGCUCCCAGCUGCAGGCGCUCCCGGUCCGGUCCCGUCCCGUCCCUGCGGCGCAGCGGGUGCCGGGCCCAGGCGGCGGCGCGGCCCAGAAUGAGAGUGUGAGUGUGAGUGCGAUGCUUCCCUCGGCAGCGGCUCCCCGGGCCCAGGCGGCGGCGGGCCCCGCGUGGAUGCGGCUCUGGAGCCGGCGCUUCGCCCUGCACAAACAUUUCUAUAGGACUCAUUCGCCCUGCUGAGGAGAUCGGCCCUCAGGCCGCCUGUCCUCUUCACUCCGCUUCUCGGAGCGGCUCGCUUAGAGACUCCCGGCCCAGCGCCCUGUCCGGCCCGGCGGGCAUGGAGGCCCCCGGCGGCUCCUCGCCGCUCAGCCCCGCGUUGGUGGGCCGCCUCCGCCAGGAGCACGAGAAGGUGGUCACUACCUGCCAAGAGAAAAUCCAGCACUGGAAGAAGGUGGAGAGUGAUUAUGAAGUUCUUCAGGAGCGACUCCGUACAUUGCCUGAUAAACUGUCCUAUGAUAUCAUGGUACCUUUUGGUCCUCUUGCCUUCAUGCCAGGAAAACUUGUCAACACCAAUGAGGUUACUGUUCUGCUUGGUGACAACUGGUUUUCAAAAUGCUCAGCAAAGCAGGCUGUUGAGCUGGUCGAGCACAGGAAAAAAUACGUAAGGAAAGCACUGGAUGAUUUGCAAAAAGUCAUGAAGAAUUUUGAAUCGCGAGUUGAAUUCACAGAAGAUUUGCAGAAAAUGAGUGAUGCUGCAGGUGAUUUUGUUGACAUAAGAGAAGAAAUUAAGGAUGAUAGCAUCGAAACAAAAGGCAAAUACAGAACAGCUCACAAACCUCAUUCAAAACCAAAAGUAUCGGAUGCUUUUGAGGUAGAUUUUCUGGCGAAUGGAAGGGAUACAAAAUCAGUGGGCCACUUUCAAUCGGAGGAAGAGCUGUGGGCCCGCUUGGAAGAGCUUGAGAGACAAGAAGAGAUACUCGGUGAACUUGACAGGAUGCCUGAUACGGUUGAGGCAAAUGGGGAAGAUACAACCUCCUCAGAAGAGGAAAAGGAGGAUAAGAGGACAGAUCUCAAUGGAACAUACAGAGUAGAAGACUGUAUUACUCAGGGCAACUUCCGGAAAGAAGUAACAAAUUCAGACUUGUUUGUUCGCCAUGUUAAUGGCUCUACAUAUUACCACAGUGAUGAUGAAGACGAUACAGAUGUUGGAGACAGCUCUGUUCCAACUAUUUUUUUCUCUCAUACUGUUGAACCUAAAAGGGUAAGAAUAAACACAGGCAAAAAUACUACUUUGAAAUUCAGUGAAAAGAAAGAAGAGGCCAAGCGUAAAAGGAAGAACAGCAAUGGCAAUGGCCAUGGCCAUGCAGCUCCAGAACUGCCUAAUAUCAAAACCCCAGCAGACAUUUACCGAGUCUUUGUUGAUGUUGUGAAUGGAGAAUAUGUCCCUCGUAAAUCAAUCUUGAAGUCUCGAAGCAGAGAGAAUAGUGUUUGUAGCGAUACCAGUGAGAACAGUGCUGCUGAGUUUGAUGACAGACGAGGAGUUCAGAGGAGCAUUAGCUGUGAUGAAGCUACUCAGAGUGACAACAGCGAAGGAAUACUGGAGGAAGAGGAGGAGACGGGGCAGCAGCAGCUACCAAAAAAGCUUCCUCCCUCUUCAGGGACAACCGAGGCAUUUUCUGGAACUGUCAUAGAGAAGGAGCCUUUGUCUCCCUCCUUAAUACCACACCCAGUCAUUGCUCACCCUGUCCUGCCUACCAUUCUGGAGCAGAAAUCGGAGGAAGUUUCGUCCAAAGCAUCAGAAGAAACUACAAAGAGGAUAUCAAAAUUCAAAGCUGCCAGAAUGCAACAGACUAACUAGGCCUUGCCUAGAUGCCGAAGUUUGAGUACUAAUGUCUAGUUUCACAUUUCUUGGGAUGAUGUAAAGCCGUAUGCAUUACACCUAGCUAGUUAAAAGGGUCUCCUGCGUUGAUUUGGCAUAGUUUAUCUCUCAAACUUCUGUUGGCAACGUUUAAAAACAGUUUGGUGUUUGAACAGUUAAAUAUUCAUCUUUUUUUGUUGAUUUCCCUGUAUGCUGUCAGCACCUUUGUGUAUGUUUGCCUUAUGAUAGCAGCACUCGGGUUAUUUUUCAAAAAAUGUUCCUUACAUACAUUGUUUUUGUGUUUAGACCUAAAUACAGGCAGUUCUGUGCCAGCUGUGAUGUUCUGCAUACCAUAUGGACCGUUUUAAGGAAACUUUCACAUUUCAAAUGGAUUCACCAAUUAUACUGCAUUACUUGCUUUAGCAUUUUAAGACACACUUGUAUUCCCAUUGCUGUAGGUUUUGCAACUAGGUGUCUGCUAACAGUUUCUUUUCUUCUUUUUUUCCUUCUGUCAGACCUCUCCGAUAUCUCCCUGCACAGGUCUAUAAAACACUGGGUUCACGUGCAUUGCAGGGAAGUUUCUUGGAUGGAAAAGGGUAUUUUGUAAAAUUAAAUUUUCAGUAAAAAAGCUGUGGAAGUUG